Molecule: messenger RNA, 1961 nt
Organism: Aureobasidium pullulans EXF-150
Lineage: Eukaryota; Fungi; Ascomycota; Dothideomycetes; Dothideales; Saccotheciaceae
Product: amino acid transporter
Exons: 2
Coding region: 104-1918 (604 amino acids)
Biological process (GO): amino acid transmembrane transport
Cellular component (GO): membrane
Molecular function (GO): L-amino acid transmembrane transporter activity
Source: RefSeq, a predicted model, not a curated record
CAACUCCUGAACAAACUUCUGUUUUGCGGCCGAGUCUUUUGUUUGGCAUGCUGAGUCGAGUGAUGCUACAAUAACACACCGAUAGACGACAAUCGCUGUUCGCAUGGCCGGACUCGCACCACCUCGCCAAUUCGAGCGCGACUCGCUGGAACUGGCUUCCCUUGCUUCGUCGGACCACAACUCGCGCGAGAGUAUCGACUCUUCAGCCUCUGGCGUCCCCUCUUCGCGCAAGCUCUCCUUUGACGAUGAUCACCUCGGGACUCCCGGUCCUAGCAGCAGAGGAAAUGGUGGUCGCAUGAACAGAUCCUACUCGGUCUCCUCGGCCUUCGACUUCGCUCCCGCACUAUUCCCCCUGUCGAACUCAGGAGCAGGAUAUACCGCUAUAGGUGCUCCAAGCGGCCAGGCUUUGGCAGCAGGAGGAGAAGGAAGCUUGGAAAGACACAAAUCUUUGACACUUUGGAAAGGCGGUCUGUCGCUGGUCGUUGGCCUCAUCAUUGGUUCAGGCAUCUUCUCGUCACCCGCGCAGGUCAACAUCAAUGCCGGUUCUCCGGUUGCAGCCUUGACAGUAUGGGUUAUUGCUGGUCUACUCGCUUGGACUGGUGCUUCGAGCUAUGCCGAGCUGGGUAGCGCCAUGCCUCUCAACGGCGGUGCGCAGAUCUACUUGAGCAAAAUCUACGGCGAAUGGGCUGGCUUCCUCUUCACGUGGUGUGCUGUUGUCGUCCUGAAGCCUGGUUCGGCUGCCAUCAUUGCCAUCAUCUUUGGAGAAUACACCGUCAGAGCCUUCAUUGGCGCCGACGCUAUGGACGCAAGCAUCUGGAUCAACAAGGCUGUCGCGCUGGCCGGCUUGAUACUGGUAACUGCACUGAAUUGUAUUUCCACCAAAGUGGGCACUCGCAGCACUGAUGCUUUUGUGGUGCUGAAGUUCGUCGCGUUAGCUGGAGUCACCGUCACCGGCAUCAUAGUGGCCAUCACUGGCUGGAGCUUUGAAGGCAACGCAUCUCAGGACUGGAAGCAACCUUCUUUCUGGGUUGAUGGCACUAAGCAUGAUGCGGGAAACUGGGCUGUUGCUAUUUAUGCUGGACUCUGGGCGUACGACGGAUGGGACAACGUCAACUACGUUGCUGGAGAGUUCAUCAACCCUCAGAAAGAUCUACCACGCACUAUUCACACUUCGCUCUCGAUGGUCCUGCUUUCUUAUCUGCUCGCCAACGUCGCUUACUUCUUUGUUUUGCCUCUGGCCACCAUCAACUCGUCCAAUACUGUCGCCGUGGCAUUCGGCCGCUUCGUUCUUGGUCCUGUUGGCUCCUUCAUUCUUGCUCUAGUUGUAGCUGCAUCGUGCUUUGGCAGUCUCAACGCCACGACCUUCACCUCUGGUCGUCUCGUGUAUGCCGCUGGAAAGGAAGGGUAUCUACCCGCCUUCUUUGGACAGAUUGGCUUCUCGAAGGAUAGCGCCGUCCGUCUUCCUUACCGCCCCUCUCGAGCAUCUCGCUUCACCCGCCUCAUCGCCGACGAUGGAGUUGGCCUAUUCUACACACCAGCAUAUGCGAUGAUGCUCAAUGCAGCUUUGACCAUGGUUUAUGUUGUAAUCGGUAGCUUUGGAACCCUCACCACCUUCUAUGGAGUCGCUGGGUACACCUUCUACUUCUUUACAGUUCUCGGCUUGAUUGUUCUCCGUGUCAAGGAGCCGGAUCUUGAGAGACCAUACAAGUGUUGGAUCACAACACCGAUCAUUUUCUGCUGCGUCAGCUUGUUUCUACUCAGUAGAGCUGUUUUUGCGCAACCACUGCAGACGCUGAUAGUGGUCGCAUUUAUCCUGGUUGGAUUCCCAUUAUAUUGGUGGAGAAUGAAAGGCAGGAGUGGCCAAGGAAGGCAGCAAGCCGUGAAGUGGAAGUUCUGGGAACGAUGGACACGACGAUGAUCAAUCUAAUGUAUAGAAAAAGACGCGUAUGACUUGGAUAGAA